Messenger RNA from Pungitius pungitius (ninespine stickleback), 1229 nucleotides. It is a transcript of the gene aga, whose product is annotated as aspartylglucosaminidase. Gene Ontology annotation, biological process: protein deglycosylation. Lineage: Eukaryota; Metazoa; Chordata; Actinopteri; Perciformes; Gasterosteidae. Gene Ontology annotation, cellular component: lysosome; cytoplasm. Gene Ontology annotation, molecular function: beta-aspartyl-peptidase activity; asparaginase activity; N4-(beta-N-acetylglucosaminyl)-L-asparaginase activity. The record is from RefSeq and is a predicted model, not a curated record. The transcript has 9 exons. The coding region runs from base 168 to 1184 and encodes 338 amino acids.
GACCACGCCCACUACGCACGUGACACAACAAGGAAGCAGAGACAGCGCCGUGGCAAAGAAGUUCAAACACAACGUUACAUUGAAGCGAAACGUAGCUAUCUUUUAAAACAGGUGCCACGUGACAAUGAGUCGCAGAUAACGUUCACGCGGCGCUUCGUCAGGGCGACAUGUUGCUGGUGCUCCUUGUGCCGACUUUAACCGCCCUGCUUCCGUUCGGGCACGCGGCGCUUCCUCUCGUCAUCAACACGUGGGCGUUCAAGAACGCGUCGGCCGCAGCAUGGCGCGCCCUGCUGUCCGGGGGCUCGGUGCUGGACGCGGUGGAGCAGGGCUGCGCCCGCUGCCAGGUGGAGCAGUGCGAUGGCAGCGUGGGCUACGGCGGCAGCCCAGAUGAGUCUGGAGAGACCACGCUGGACGCCAUGAUCAUCAACGGGGACACGAUGGAGGUGGGUGCUGUCGCAGACCUGAGGAGAAUCAAGAACGCCAUCGGAGUCGCGAGAGCUGUGAUGGAGCACACGGACCACACGCUGCUGGUGGGAGAGUCGGCCUCCGUGUUUGCUGAAAACAUGGGCUUCAUCGCAGAAGACCUGACUACCAACAAAUCUGUGAAUAUUCUCUCCCAGUGGCUGAAGGGCAACUGCCAACCUAAUUAUAGAAAGAACGUGUUCCCAGACCCGUCCCAGUCCUGUGGCCCCUACAAGCCCAGGGCGGCAGUGAGAGCGAAGAAGAGGCCGCGCCACGGCAACGUCCGCUCCCACGACACCAUAGGGGUGGUGGCGCUUGAUCGAAAUGGUCACUUGGCGGCUGGUACGUCGACCAAUGGACUAACUCACAAAGUUCCAGGUCGUGUCGGGGACUCCCCCAUCGUCGGGGCGGGGGCCUACGCAGACAGCUCGGCUGGUGGUGCUGCUGCUACCGGAGACGGAGACGUCAUGAUGCGCUUCCUGCCGAGUUUCUUGGCCGUGGAGCUGAUGAGGGCCGGGGCAGAUCCCUCUGCAGCCUGCGAGACGGCCCUUUCCAGAAUCAAGAGGCAUUACUCCGGCUUCUUUGGAGCCAUCAUCUGUGCUAACACGACAGGCCAUUAUGGUGCCGCCUGUAACAAAGUCCCCGGCUUCUCCCAGUUUCACUUCGUGGUGUCGGACUCUGAGUCGGGUUCACCUCUUCUCAAAUCUGUGGACUGCAUUUAAAAGCUGUGUCAGGUUCUUAAAAGAAUAAACACUCAAGAUACUGUA